UCAUAGCGCCGUUCCUGUGUAGAUCUGUCCGUAUCGUCGUCGCUCGUAUAAGAGACGGAGAGACAACACCACACUAGCGUUCCCGAUAUCUUCAACACAGGGUGAGAUCGCGAGAACUGCGACCGCAAGCGUCCCGACUCAUAGAGGUUCACACAUCAGAACCAACAAGCACUCCGAGACAAAACCCUUGCUCCAUCCCACACACUCACAGUUACAGUGACACUCACACCCACUCCAACACCCUCCUCCCCAAAAUGACGACCGACCUCGCCCUCUCGUCGAGUUCUGCGCCUCUGGCUGACGCAACAGUGAAGAAGGCCGCUGUUGCUGCUGCCGCUGCUCCUGCUGCCGCCGCUCCUGUAGCCAACGGCAACCACUUUGAGUACGUCAACGACGUCCAUAUCACGGGCUACGAGCCCCUCAUCUCGCCCGCCCUGCUGCUCCACGACACGCCCGUGACCAAUGCUUCUCGCGAGACAAUUGCGCGCGCCCGCGGUGAGGCCUCGGCCGUGGUCAAUGGCAAGUCGGACCGGCUGCUCGUCGUCGUGGGCCCCUGCUCGAUCCACAACGUCGAGGCGGCGCUCGAGUACGGUGCGCGACUCAAGGCACUGAUUGCCAAGCUGCCGAACCUCGUCGUCAUCAUGCGGGCCUACUUUGAGAAGCCGCGCACGACCGUCGGCUGGAAGGGCCUCAUCAACGACCCCGACAUUGACGGCUCGUUCCAGAUCAACCGCGGGCUCAAGCUUGCGCGCAACCUCCUCGUCCAGCUCACUUCGCAGGGCAUCCCCGUCGCCUGCGAGGUCCUCGACACCAUCUCGCCCCAGUACACGUCGGACCUGUACUCGUGGGGUGCCAUUGGUGCUCGCACCACCGAGUCGCAGCUCCACCGCGAGCUCGUCUCGGGUCUCUCGAUGCCGAUUGGCUUCAAGAAUGGCACCGACGGGGGGCUCACCGUCGCCAUUGAUGCGAUCCGCGCCUCGUCAAAGCCGCACGCCUUCAUGGGCGUCACUGCCCAGGGUCUGGCAGCCAUUGUCAAGACGACGGGCAACAGCGACCUCCACGUCGUCCACCGCGGCGGCAACGGCUCGACCAACUACGACGCGGCGAGCAUCGCACACAGCCGCGCCGAGCUGACCAAGGCCAUCCCCCAGCGGCACCCCAGCAUCAUGGUUGACUGCUCCCACGGCAACAGCCAAAAGGACUUCCGCAAGCAGGCCCUCGGCGUCGCCAGCGUCUGCGAGCAGCUCAGCGCCGGCGAGACGGCCAUCACGGGCGUCAUGAUCGAGAGCAACCUCGUCGAGGGCAAGCAGUCGGAGCCCAAGGCUGGCUUCUCGACUGCCGCCGACCUCGUCUAUGGCCAGAGCAUCACCGACGGCUGCGUCUCGUGGGAGACGACCGUCGAGCUCCUGACGAAGCUCAACAACGCUGUCGCUGCUCGGCGGCACCACCACGCGUCGUCGCUCAACGGCAGCGCCUAGUCUUGUCUUUUUCUCUGCUCCACUAGCUUUUCACUUUGUAUCACUUUUCUUCUCGCCUUGACAGCCUUGACACCAUGGACAAUUUGAUCGUCGUCUCAGCACACA
This is a messenger RNA of Acaromyces ingoldii, 1583 nucleotides long. RefSeq names its product putative phospho-2-dehydro-3-deoxyheptonate aldolase. Gene Ontology annotation, biological process: aromatic amino acid biosynthetic process. The transcript has a single exon. The record is from RefSeq and is a predicted model, not a curated record. Bases 255 to 1478 code for a protein of 407 amino acids. Gene Ontology annotation, molecular function: 3-deoxy-7-phosphoheptulonate synthase activity. Gene Ontology annotation, cellular component: cytoplasm. Lineage: Eukaryota; Fungi; Basidiomycota; Exobasidiomycetes; Exobasidiales; Cryptobasidiaceae.